This is a messenger RNA of Hordeum vulgare subsp. vulgare (domesticated barley), 2270 nucleotides long. RefSeq lists its product as uncharacterized. Lineage: Eukaryota; Viridiplantae; Streptophyta; Magnoliopsida; Poales; Poaceae. Bases 361 to 2007 code for a protein of 548 amino acids. The record is from RefSeq and is a predicted model, not a curated record. The transcript is spliced from 5 exons. Gene Ontology annotation, biological process: protein transport.
CUCUCCGCAGACCGCAGGUGCUUUUCCACGUAACUUUUUCGUCAGUUCGUUUGACCAGGCCCGCCCACAGCAGGCAGCACGUUCGUCCACGGGGUGCAGUUACUCCGAGCUCGUGCCGGGGUGGGACUUCCGAUCCAACCCUCUUCCCAAAACACAAGACCGCACAGCACACCACAGCCCAGGGAAACUCCGUAGUCCACAAGAAACGAAACGAAACGAUCGCUCCCUCCUUCGCCCCCCCUCGGGCCUCGGCUUCGUCUUCGCCAUUGGUCCAGGCGAUAUAAGGAAGCGAGGGGAGAGAAAGAGACGACCCAUCGCUCAUCGGUCGCCACCGUCACACGGGCCAACUUGCAGGCAGCCAUGGGGUUCUUCACCAGGAGCACCUCCAAGCAGACCGCCAAGCUCAAGUCCCUCCUCAAGAUCGCCGUCGCGCGCCUCGCCGUCGCCCGCCGGCCCCGCCUCGGCCGCCGCUCCAUUGCCCGCGGCGACGUCGCGCAGCUCCUCUCCAUUGGCCACCUCGACCGCGCCCUCGUCCGGGCGGAGCAGGUCAUUGAGGAGGACGGCAUGCUGGAGGCGCUGGACAUCAUCGAGCACUACUGCAAGAUCCUCGUCGAGCAGUCCGCCCAGUUGGAAAAGCCAAAAGAGUGCGGCGAGGAGAUCAAGGCGGCGGCGGCGGGGCUGAUCUUCGCGUCGGCGCGAUGCGGCGAGCUGCCGGAGCUGCUGGACGCGCGCCCCAUCCUGGCGAGCAAGUUCGGCCGGGAAUUCGAGAGGGCGGCCAAGGAGGGCUCCCAGGUCGUCGUCAAUCCCACGUUAGUGCAGAGGUUAUCUGGCCAGAAGGCGAGCGCGGAGCAGCAGAGGAGGCUGGCCAGGGAGAUCGCCGCCGAGAACGACAUCCUGCUCGACUUCCCCGGCAGCCCAGGAGCGGCUCACCAGAGCAAACAGAGUGAACAAGUCAAGAACGUGCCGGUGCCGGUGCCGGCCGGGAAAUCUGUCGAACGGUUUGAGGUCAAGACCGAAACUUCCGAUGAUAACAUGAGGAGACAGAGGCUUGCCGAUGAUAACAUGAGGCGGCCGAGCCUUGCUCAGCUGAGAGCAGAGGAGAAGGCGUCGAGGGAAUCCAAGAAGUACGACGAUGUCAGGAUGGCGGCGGAGGCCGCCUUCGAGUCGGCGUCAUUCGCCGCCAUGGCCGCCCGCGCGGCCGUGGAGCUGUCCCGGACGGAGUCGCAGGGGAAAGGGCCGAGAGGCGGCGGUCGCGGGCAUGACAGGGUUCAACCUUUACAGGGCUCUGGAGCAGCCGAGCGGGAGACGCAGCCGCCGGGGAGGCCCCAGAAGCCUCCGUCUCCGUCUCCGUCGCCGUCGUGGAGCGACAAGAGCACGUUGUCCUCGGUAUGGUCUGACGCACCAGCACGGGACGCACCGUCACCACCGAAGGGGAAGAGCAUUGUGUUCGACCAGAGCGACGGAGAAGACAACGACGUGGUGGAAGACCUCGACUGGACCCCGCAGCUGCGCCGGCCUCCCUACGGGAGAGCGGCCUCCGCAAUGGGCAUGGAUGGCGUCGGCGGCAACGGCAGCACGCACGGUGCCCAGCGCGAGGUGGGCGCGGCCUCCCCACGGCCGCUCCAGGACGGCUCGCAAGACGCGCGCCCAACGCACAGGAGGUACGCCUCGGAGCACGCCGGCGGGGGCGCGCGGCGGGAGGCCCCGGAGCAGGUCGGCCAGUACAGAGCACCUCCGUACAGGAGGAGCCCCGCGGCGGACGCGGGCGGCUACGGCGGCGCGUACGAGAGCUCGGCGUUCGUGGCCCGCGCGCCGUACGCGAGGAUCACGUCGGCGCUGGAGGGCGGCAACGAGCACAUAGCGCGGCACGAGGAGGUGCGCAGGAUGGGCACCGACGCGCGGGUGCUCCAGGAGAAGGUGUACGGCCCCGCCGGCGACGCGCCCGGGCCGGGGCGCGCGCCCCUGACGCCGGACAGGAGGGCCAUCUCGGUGCGGACAAGGAGAUGAGACGGUAUCAGUUUGGUACAGUACAUUCGUCAGUUCAGACUUGAGAGUUGGAGCUCGACUGGAAAAUGGGACGCAGGGAGCCGGGGCCGUUGCGUCGCCGGCAGCCCGGCACGGCGGUGGUUUCCUUCCUGCCUCGGGAAAGCUGGCGUGGGGUACGAUGCGAUGCUGAUUUUCUUUUUGUACAGAGCGGGUGAGGUUCGUUGACAUGUGAUGUGAGUAAUAUUUGAUUGUUUUCUCUUGCAAUGGGAAGGAGUUUUGCGUGU